AUGCAAAAAUAUUUUUUUAUUCUAGUUAUUUUUGCCACGUGCAGUAAUGCUCUCACAUUUUAUCUCACAGAAGGAAAGUAAAGGUGCUUUUUAGAUGAAUAUACUGCAAAUACAGUUGUUAUUGGUGCCCAUUAAUUAUUGGAUAAAGUUUAACCUAAUGGAGGAGGAGUUGAAUUGAGUGUUCUUGAUCCAGAUAAUUAAGUGAUUUUAACAAAAAUGACUAAUAGUGAAGAAGGCAAAUUUACAUUUACAACAAAAAAAUAAGGAAGAUAUUAAGUUUGUUUGAAAAUGUCAAAUAGUAAAGGUUGGUUUGGAGAUAAAAAAUAACCAUUAUAUUUCUUAAGAAUAAAGUAAGGAGAAAAUCAAGAAUUUUAAUCAGCUGCUAAAGAGAGUUAAGUAUUUAUAAAAAAUAUUACUUUAAGAUUACAGGAUUAAAACAAAAAAUUAAAUAACUUUAAAAGCAAGAGGAUGAUUUUAUUAAACUACAAUAAAUGAAUAGAGAAAACGAGGAUAAAUUAAGUAUAGAAAAUAUUAAAAUUAAUGAUAAUGUAUUCAAUGCCACCUUAAUUCAAAUAUUUGUCAUAAUUGGAGCAGGAGUAUUCUAAAUUUACUCUUUAAGGAGAUUUUUUGCAUAAAAAAUAUAUUAUUGA
Molecule: messenger RNA, 650 nt
Organism: Paramecium pentaurelia
Lineage: Eukaryota; Ciliophora; Oligohymenophorea; Peniculida; Parameciidae
Source: the annotation of a GenBank genome assembly